UGUGCUGUGUCCCUCGGACAGAGCGGAUCACCGAUCACGGAAAGAGCCGAAGAUGUCGGCUCGGUCGGUCAUGUGAUCAGCUGUGUCCAAUCACAGCUGAUCACAUGGGACAUCUACACUGAUCAUCAGGGCACUGAUGAUCAGUGUGCCCUGAUGAUCAGUGUAGCCCCAGCAGUGCCACCUGUCAGUGUCCAUCAGUGCCCACGUGUCAGUGCCACAUCAAUGCCACAUAUCAGUGCCUACCAGUGCACAUCAAUGCCACAUAUCAGUGCCCAUCUGAGCUGUCUUUCAGUGUCAGUGCCGCCUAUCAAAGCUGCCUAUCAGUGCCAUGUAUCACUGCUGCCUUUCAGUGCCCAUCAGUGAUG
Staurois parvus is the source of this 365-nucleotide messenger RNA. The record is from the annotation of a GenBank genome assembly. Lineage: Eukaryota; Metazoa; Chordata; Amphibia; Anura; Ranidae.